AUGUUGUCUAAUAACGACAUUCGUCCUCAAGGUCAAGGCCAUUUCAGUUUGGAAGAUUUUGGCGCCAAAGACAGUUUAAGCGCUCUUCUUGAUAGUUACGAUUGCAGCGCCACGUAUUGGUCAGAUUUCAGCGACUCCGCGUGCGCUCAGACUCAGGCCUCUUUGCAAGAAUUCGGACGCUUCGUGUACUCUCCAAGUAGCAACUCCCUGAGCCCCUGCUCGAGAGGCGACGGAGUUCAUUCUCCCGAGAGAUCGUUUCAGCUACUGGACUUUCAGUCAUCAGAAGAACCACCUGCGUUAUCUUCAAAGGUUGGCGAAGAGGCUUCUAACCUCCCCAGUGCAGACACGUAUCCCACCCCGGGGGAGAUUUCGGGGGACGGAUCGAAGAAUUAUGAUAGUGUCGUGGAGUGGCUGAACCAACAAUCUUGCGGAGGAAGUAGCAAGCGGAAGAGGCGCAUUACUCGCCCGCAAAGACUUCAAGCCAACAUGCGUGAAAGACGGCGAAUGGUUCACCUUAACUCUGCCUUCGAUCAGCUUCGCCUUCACGUGCCUAGCUUCCCCUACGAGAACAAAAUGUCUCGAAUACAGACCCUUAAAUUGACUGUUGAGUAUAUCACAUUUAUGCAAGAAGUUCUCAGUACGCCAGACUAUUUACUGAAUGAACAGUUCGGGGACUGCAUGAUUGAACAUCACGGGUGAAUUUAAAUGCCACGUGAAUUUUUUUUAAAAUUAAUUCAUUUAGAGUUUAAUUUUUAAU
This is a messenger RNA of Lingula anatina, 757 nucleotides long. RefSeq lists its product as uncharacterized. Gene Ontology annotation, molecular function: RNA polymerase II transcription regulatory region sequence-specific DNA binding; protein dimerization activity; DNA-binding transcription factor activity, RNA polymerase II-specific. The record is from RefSeq and is a predicted model, not a curated record. Gene Ontology annotation, biological process: developmental process; regulation of transcription by RNA polymerase II. NCBI's taxonomy places the organism in Eukaryota, Metazoa, Brachiopoda, Lingulata, Lingulida, Lingulidae.